GGACGGAAAGGACCCGAAGCUGUGAUUACAACAAACUUAGAAAUCAGAAGUAUUGGUCCCAUCUCUGAGCUCGAUAUGGAAUUUUCAUUAGACUGUUAUUUCCGUCAGAAAUGGUUAGACAAAAGGCUGGAAUUUUCCGGUCCUUCAAAGUUCUUAAGCCUUAAUAUAAAUAUGUUGGACAAGAUCUGGAAGCCGGAUACUUAUUUCCAUACGGGAAAGGGAUCUCAUUUGCAUACCAUAACGCGUCCCAAUAAAUUCCUCCGCAUCUCACAAAACGGUGGAGUCCUUUACUCUAUG
Molecule: messenger RNA, 297 nt
Organism: Medioppia subpectinata
Lineage: Eukaryota; Metazoa; Arthropoda; Arachnida; Sarcoptiformes; Oppiidae
Source: the annotation of a GenBank genome assembly